This is a messenger RNA of Penicillium malachiteum, 984 nucleotides long. RefSeq names its product Ac45/VOA1 transmembrane domain-containing protein. Gene Ontology annotation, cellular component: endoplasmic reticulum membrane. NCBI's taxonomy places the organism in Eukaryota, Fungi, Ascomycota, Eurotiomycetes, Eurotiales, Aspergillaceae. The record is from RefSeq and is a predicted model, not a curated record. The transcript is spliced from 5 exons. The annotation marks the transcript as partial. Gene Ontology annotation, biological process: fungal-type cell wall biogenesis; (1->6)-beta-D-glucan biosynthetic process.
CAAGGCGGGCCGGAGUCGUCGACCGCCUCGGAGGCCAAGUCGGGACCUCCUGCUGGCAACAUCAUCCUCCCCGAAAACCACCUCCAGCCAAACACAAUGCAUCUGAGCAGAUUCGGGCUGCUCGCCCUUGGGGCAGCUGCAGUCGAUGCUUUUCGCGACACUUCCCCCUUUUUCAUGGCCUCGACUUCGGAGGUCCUGAUGAACUCCGCAUACAUUAAGAGUGGCGCCUCGGUUUACGAUGAGAUUUCCUCAGCUCUUAGUACUUGCCCAUCGGAUUACUACGUUGUCGUGUCCCAACCCGGUGUGCAUAGCUCCGACUUCUCGACUCGCAAGUCUGCACCCCGCCUAGGUGCAAAGAUGCUGGGCAAGGACAAAUCAAUCCGAUCCAAGAUGAGCGUCAACGAGGUAGCUGGACUGCUCGACGUUAAGCAGAUCAAGACCUUGCUGUUGGAUAACUGCAAGGCGCAGACCACUGCUAUUGACGGUUCCUCCGGAUCUUACCCCUCCUACUUUGAGCCCGGUCCUCAGGUUAUCGAUGUCGAAUUCCCCAUGCUUUCACUUGGAUCGGACCGCGCCCGACAGCUUUCUGAAAAUGAUGGCCUCCUUUCCGAUAUCAUUGACCGUAUUCCUUCCGUUUCCAAGUAUACCGUUCUUUAUAUCACUUCACCUCGGGAGUUCCCUGAGAGCGACUCUGUCGUAUACGAGUCCUCCCACGAAUUCAACCAGGACGGCCUCCACAUGGACCUCAAGCGUGACUACUCCUCCCACUCAUCUUACUCUAGCUCGUCUGCCUCGGCAGACCGUCAUCAAUCUUUGUUCGAUGAGUACCAAUACUUCACUCCUGGUAUCUUCAUGGGUCUGAUAGCCUCAUUUUUCUUCCUCCUCAUUUUGUACAUUGGAAUCAGUGCCCUGUCUAGCCUCCAGGUCUCCUACGCUGCUUUUGAGAAAGAUACCUCCUCUGCUGCUCAGAAGAAGCAACAGUAA